This is a messenger RNA of Acaulospora colombiana, 963 nucleotides long. NCBI's taxonomy places the organism in Eukaryota, Fungi, Glomeromycota, Glomeromycetes, Diversisporales, Acaulosporaceae. The record is from the annotation of a GenBank genome assembly.
AUGGUAGUCAGGGUCACUUCGCUGGGUGAACGACAUGCGGACGAAGGUACAAUCAACUGGAACGACGAGUGUAUAAAGAACGAAGCAAGGAUGUUGUCUUGCCUUAAUCAUCCAAAUAUAGCUAAUCUGGUGGGAUGGUUCAUAAUGCGAAAUGCAUUCUACUCGAUCCUGAAUUAUUACGAAGGAGGAAACUUGAUAGACUGUAUUCCGCCCAACGGAAGAGAUGAAUUUUCCGCUUUGCAUCUAAUGAUUCAGGUUUUCGACGCGAUCAAAUAUACGCAUGAACACGGCAUCGCGCAUGGAAAUAUCAAGCCCGAGAAUAUACUCCUGUCGGUCGAUCAUAAACGUUUGAUCCUUACCGAUUUCGGUCAAGCCCACUUUGAAGACGUUGACCUUUGUGCUCGAGAUGGAAUUGGAAUUCGAAUUCACGGAGGAACGAUUGGGUUCAACGGACCGGAACGGGACCCCCGAGAAAACAUACCGUUUAAAGGGUUCAAGAGAGCCGAUAUGUAUGGCUUGGGUGUUACAGUUUAUGUCGUUCUGACGCGUCACCUACCGUAUGACACAUCAUUAUCAAUUCGAGAUCAAGCUCUGUUCUUCCCCGAGAAGAUAUCCUUACCGGCAGCACAACAUUUCAUUCAGAACCUACUCUCCAUAGAUCCAUCACGUAGAAUGACCAUCGCUGGUGUUUUUGACCAUUCUUGGUUAAGAAUUCAUGACGUCACUGGUCCUAGAGCGAGAUCUGUCACUCCCGUUCACAAUACAACUUCCUUGAAACCGUGUCGACAUAUCAGCAAUGGCGCCAAUCACAAGGGGAAAAGUAUAGCUGAGAGUAGUAAGUCAACCGCUGCUGCCAAGCGAAACCGUGGAAGUGUACGAAAAAACAAAUCUUUCGCAAGCCUAUUUAAUGUUGCAUCUCCGUUGAUUAAAGAAAAAAACAAUAACCCUUCUCUUCCACAAUAA